GUCCACUAAACCCCGCCCACUGUCGUCGCUCGUAAAGUUUCGGAAAUCCCGCUGAUAUCCUCGUUUCUCCCCGUUUUUCUGACUUGCCGACUUCCUGGUGGCCUCUCCGCUGGAUUUUACUGAUGGUGGUCUAAGAGGGAAGCAUGGUGGUAAAUUCCGUGCACUGGUUCCGCAAAGGUUUGCGGCUGCACGAUAAUCCGGCGCUGCAGGAGGCCCUGAGCGGAGCGGACACUGUGCGCUGUGUUUAUGUCCUGGACCCGUGGUUCGCUGGAGCCGCUAACGUCGGGAUCAACAGAUGGAGGUUUCUGCUGGAGUCUCUAGAGGACCUGGACAACAGUCUGAAGAAGGUCAACUCGAGGCUGUUUGUCAUCAGAGGUCAGCCGACCGAAGUCUUCCCGAGACUCUUCAAGGAAUGGAUCGUGACCCGGCUGACGUUUGAAUACGACCCGGAGCCUUACGGGAAGGAGAGGGAUGGCGCCAUCAUCAAGAUGGCCCAGGAGUUUGGAGUGGAGACGGUCAUCAGAAACUCGCACACCCUCUACAGCCUGGACAGGAUAAUCGAGAUGAACAACAACAACGCUCCCUUGACCUUUAAGCGAUUUCAGACCAUUGUGAGCAGGUUGGAGUUACCAAGGAGACCUCUGGCUCCCAUCAGCCAACAACAGAUGAACAGAUGUCUCGGUAAAAUCUCUGACAACCACGACCAGCUGUACAGCAUCCCAUCACUGGAGGAGCUGGGUUUCAGGACGGAGGGAUUACCUGCAGCUGUGUGGCGGGGUGGAGAGUCGGAGGCUUUGGACAGACUGAGCAGAUAUGUGGACAAAAACGUGUGGGUGGCCAACACUCAAGCGAAGAUGUGCUCUCUGUAUGCCAGCCCCACAGGCCUCAGCCCCUACCUGCGCUUCGGCUGCCUGUCCUGCAGGGUGUUAUACUACAACCUCAGAGAGAUCUACAUGAAGCUCUGUAAACGUCGCAGUCCUCCUCUGUCCCUGUACGGCCAGCUCUUAUGGAGGGAGUUCUUUUACACCGCCGCCACCAAUAACCCAAACUUUGACCGCAUGGAGGGAAACCCGAUCUGCGUGCAGAUCCCCUGGGACCAGAACCCAGAGGCAGUGGCCAAGUGGGCCGAGGGACGGACCGGUUUCCCCUGGAUUGACGCCAUCAUGACUCAGCUGAGGCAGGAGGGCUGGAUCCACCACCGGGCCCGGCACGCUGUGGCAUGCUUUCUCACCAGAGGUGACCUGUGGAUCAGCUGGGAGAGCGGGAUGAAGGUGUUUGAGGAACUGCUGCUGGAUGCAGACUGGAGCGUGAACGCCGGCAGCUGGAUGUGGCUGUCCUGCAGCUCCUUCUUCCAGCAGUUCUUUCACUGCUACUGUCCCGUGGGCUUUGGGAGGAGGACCGACCCGUCAGGAGACUACAUCAGGCGUUACCUUCCCAUCCUGAAGGACUAUCCGAACCGGUACAUCUACGAGCCGUGGAACGCCCCCGACUCUCUGCAGAAGGCGGUGAAGUGCGUGGUGGGAGUGGAUUACCCCAAACCGAUGAUCAACCAUGCAGAGGGCAGCCGGCUCAACAUCGAGCGCAUGAAGCAAGUUUACCAGCAGUUGUCCCAUUACAGAGGACUCAGUCUGCUGGCAUCAGUACCGACGAUCCAGGAGGAGGCAGAACCUCCGAUGACAGAUGAGUCCCAGACCAGCAGCGGACCCGAUUCUCCUUCCAGAGAUCUCGCUGAAGUAGAAGAAGCUGGCUACCUGGCAGUUCCUGAUUCCUCCACCUCAUUCUUUCAUCCAGACCAGGAGGACAUGUUCCACCAUCAUCCUUUUCUGGAUCACUGCACCUCCUCAGGCCAGCCUUCCUCUCCUACCUCCUGUCCGGUCCACAGUCCUGCACCCCGGUCCAAACCCAGUUCUCCCUCCUCUUCCUGCCCCUCCCCGUCCACCAGCCCGUCCUCACUCCCUCUGAGUGUCUCAUGGGGGCCUCGAAGGAAAGGUGUUGCCCACAAGGGCCGACGAAGCCAAAGAAAAAGUGGACGUCAGUGCUGCCCUAUGGCGGCAGAGGAGGAGGAGAGGAUGCAGGAGGAGGUGGAUGAAGAGAGCAUGGAGGAGGAGGAGAUAGCAGCGGUGACACCAGGUGGACAGUUAAAGUAGGACAGGUAGUCACUGCAUUCAGUGGUGCGCUUAUGACAACAAAUCAGAGAAAUAAUGCAGAAAUACAGCGAUUCCUAAAUUCAGCAGGAAUCAUUUCAGAGAGAUGAUAUAUAUAUUACAUUAUGAACAACACAUAAAAGCAACGUCAUUCUGAAAAAACAAUCACAAUAAAAAUAAAUAAAUAAAAAUACCAUAAACCUCGUGGAUAAAACAAAAGACAAAAUGAGUUGAAAGUACAGUGUUGGUACCUAGGAUGUAGGAUCAUGUGGGAUAGGCAGGUCCAAACAGGUGGGUUUUGGGAGUUUGAGUCUUGAAUGUGGUCAGGGAUGAAAUUGUGUGAAGGUUCAGAGGGAGCACCUUUCAGAGUCGAGAGGCAAAGCGACUGAAAGAUCUUAGACUCAUGGUGGAGAGCUGGGCAGGAGGAAGGGAUGGAAAUGGCAGAGCUGGACCUUAACAUAUAGGAAGGUGCGUAGAUUUCAAAAGGUUUAGGGGUUAUGGAGGGCAUUGAAUUUUAAGUUUGGUACAGAAAAUGACUAAAAACCAAUGAGGGACAUUCAAGACAGGUCAGAUAUGCUGCGUGGAUGAAGUUCUGGAGAUGAUGCAGGCAGCAGAAUUCUGGACCAGUUGAAGCUUGUGAAGAUAUUUGUUGGGUAAGCUACAGUAUAUAAAGGAGCGUUACAAUACUCUUGACGCGAGAGGAAAGAAGGAUAAAGGAAUUAUUAAAGGUCGAGUUAGAGAAGGUUAUAGGAAAACCACAUUUAAAUAUCUUAUACAGUCGAGGAAAGAAGGGAUGAAGUGCAGUGGUAACCUUUGUUAAUUAACAGAGCUGGGUGUCCUCUGGAUAAAUCUGCAAUUGUAUGCCAUACUUUCAAAAAAUAUUGCCAAGAGGAAGAAGAUGGAUGAUGAAAAGUGGUGUGCCCCAGGACAGAGCCCUGGGGCACACCACUGAUAAGGUUGGGAGCGAUGGUUCUUCUGACCAGAUAGUUAUGAUGGGAACCAGGAUAGAACUGGAUUAAUAAAACCACGAGAAGCUGAAUAGUGUCAAACACUGCAGUAAGGUCAAGAAGAACAAGAAUAUAGAGAAGACCCAAGUCUGCCAUUUAAAAGGUCAUAAAUGUGCAAAAGUCCAGUAGAGACGUUACAGGUCAAGACUACAUCUUUUCGAGGGACGUUCAUGUCUUCCUCACUGGGAUAAUGGGGAAAAAACACAUUCAAGACAUAUUCCAAAGAUCCCGGCUGAAGAAGAGAAUAUGACUGACCCGUGCCUGUAGAAAGUGUCAGAGAAUUUUUGAUUAAAUUCACUUCAAUUAAAACAGGGCAGCAUUUUAACUUUUUUUUUAUUUUAAGCACAUUUCCAACUUCUUUAGCGCGUUUUGUUAAUAAAAUGAGCUUUAAACAUUUUCCGCUCAGGUACCCUCAGGUUUUGGAGAAUAGUCUGUAUAUUUCAUGCAGCCAGUUGGAGACUAAGGAACAUUUGUAUGUUUGGAAAAUCCACAUCUGAAAGCAUACACACAAUGCAAUAAAUGGAAUCAGUGCCAAACAUUAAAUCCCAGUUAAUUCAAAUUAGGACAGAAACUGAAGCAGGUCUGCAGACACGCAGUCACAAAAAUCACUGCUAUGGUGUAAACAUCUUAUUUGAACCAACUGAAGCCAUUUCAUGUUUGUAAGAUCUGUUAUAUGCUCCAUCUCUUAUUUUAUAAAGAUUUUAUGAGAGCAGAGUGUCUCUCUGAAGCACAGACUUUAUUUAAAGGUUGGAAUAAGUUGAAUCUGGGUUCUAUCAAGCCAAAAUACAAACCCCUCUUCUCCUCUGAUGGCAUUGGGAGUCUCUCCUGUGCUCCAGGUUCUGAUGUUCUGCUGGCUGCAUGUUAAACUGUAUAUUUAUCUUCCUGUAGUAAUGCUUUGUAGCAGUCUGAAAAACCAGCAACAAAUGAAAGAGUUUAAACAUUUCUACAGUUUAAUUCACUGCAUUGAGGCUGUGCACUGUCUGCAGGAGCUUUAUAUUCACUGUUUGGGAAGAGUUUAACAUCGGGUUCAGGCUUCCUCCUACCCUCUUUUUGGAUCUCAGAGGUGACAUCCCAGGGAAACUGGAUGCUGUUAAUGUGAAAUUGCCAGUAGUUAAAUCCUGCCUUGCUGUACAUAAGCUGGUACUUUAGAGCCUACUUAUUACCCAGCUAAAAUAUUAGAGUUUAUAACAGAGAAUAGUCCUGGAGCCUGAACCCGAUGUUACUGCAGUGUGCUGACUCCGUGUUUCAGGAUGAAGCUGAUGUUGCAUUUUUAAGUCCACAUCCUUCGGUUCUGUUCGGGUUCUUGACAACUUCUUGUUUAUAUGUAAAUGUAUAAAGUGAAUAUUAUAGUUAUAGUUGAUAUUUUUGCCACCAGCGACUGUUUGAGGACCCUAGAUCCUGUGGUUGUUCUGCAGGGCGGCAAACAUGAAGGUGAAUCGUUGCUUUACGCAGGGAUUGCUUCUGUGUAACUUGACUGCAGAGUAAAAAUGUUUUCUUGUUCUUCACUUUUAUUUAUCUGUUUGUAUAUAAAAUAUAUAAAGCAUUCAA
Messenger RNA from Girardinichthys multiradiatus, 4699 nucleotides. It is a transcript of the gene cry2, whose product is annotated as cryptochrome circadian regulator 2. The coding region runs from base 144 to 2147 and encodes 667 amino acids. The record is from RefSeq and is a predicted model, not a curated record. NCBI's taxonomy places the organism in Eukaryota, Metazoa, Chordata, Actinopteri, Cyprinodontiformes, Goodeidae. The transcript has 13 exons. Gene Ontology annotation, cellular component: cytoplasm; nucleus. Gene Ontology annotation, biological process: negative regulation of DNA-templated transcription; circadian regulation of gene expression; entrainment of circadian clock by photoperiod. Gene Ontology annotation, molecular function: DNA binding; FAD binding.